Molecule: messenger RNA, 1603 nt
Organism: Stomoxys calcitrans (stable fly)
Lineage: Eukaryota; Metazoa; Arthropoda; Insecta; Diptera; Muscidae
Product: zinc finger protein 346
Exons: 1
Coding region: 98-1396 (432 amino acids)
Molecular function (GO): nucleic acid binding; zinc ion binding
Source: RefSeq, a predicted model, not a curated record
CAUUACAUGGCUGGUGUGUAAUUGUUCCAAGUAAAACAAUCUUACGAGGUUACGAACAUCACAAAUUGUGUUUUUAAUUAAAUUCCACUAUUGCACUAUGCAUUACGGAAAAACUUAUGUCAGCUCACCACAAACGGGAGUUGGAUAUAACACGCCCCAUGGAAAUUCGACGCCAUUUAAUACCGAAUCAAAUGCUGAUUUUUACGUAUGUGGUGGCGAAACUCCUUUGGAAGGAAAUGACAGUGUAGUCGUCACUGCCAGUGACAACAUGCAGGCACAUAAUUAUGGGGAAUACAAAUCCGCUUUAAAGCGAAAGUAUGUUGUGGAUGCGGUUCGCCCACCACCAAUAAAGAACUGGGAUAAAAUUCCAGAGUUUAACGAAAAGGGUGGUUUGGCUAUAUUUCUGGGCCGAGAUGAAUCUUAUCCUGAUGCAUUAAAUGCCUUAAUUCACCCGUCGUCGUGUGAUUUAUGCAAUGCCAAAUUUAAUGCCCCAGUAGCUGCUAAAGAUCAUUUCGAAUCUAAAUCUCAUGAUAAGCAUUUAACAGCAUGGCUUAAUAAGAAUUAUACCGAAAAAGGCUUGGAAGCACCAGAAAUAAAAAGAUAUCACCGACAGGGGCCUGUUGGGCCAGAGGCAUUCUACUGUGAGCAUUGUGAUCUAAAGUUAACAUCAUUGACUCAUGCGGACCAACAUUAUUCCGGUAAGAGACAUAAAAUGGUUAUUAGUCAGAGAGCAAAGCCUGCUGGGGCUGGUUUCUACAAUAACGAAGGCAAAUGGGUAAGACUUUCUACAAAAGCUAAUCCAAAGAGUGCAGAUCGUCGUUUUGGUAUUGGAGAACAAUUUCAAGCUGUUGACAACAAUACUGUGACCACAACUACUACCAGCGAUGAUGCAACCAUUGCCCCAGAGGUUACGAACAACCCAUUGAACACUGCAGAGCAAACAGAAGUAAGGCCACCCAAAAUUCCUAAAGUUGAUGAAAGCGACUCAAACUUAUUUUGUGCACUAUGCCGUGUAAGUGUUACAUCUGCUCUACAAAUGACAAUGCAUUUGAGCGGAGCCAAACAUCAGAAAAAACUAAAAGCGAGUGGGGUUGAAUUAACAAAUACAGGACAUGCACCGUCAUCUACUUCAGCAGAUCUGGUAUCUAAUGCUGCAUUUAUACGCGACAAUGUUCUAAAUUCAGUUAUCAAAGAGGAUAAACCAGAUCCCACGGAUUUAUCCAUGUAUCGCACUCCUAGUGGUCAAUAUUAUUGCAAGACUUGCAAUAUAACUAUCACAAAUUUAAAUGCUCUGGAACAGCAUUUAAAAGGAAAGCGUCACCUAAAGAGCGCACUUGAAGAGAAAGCUUUAGCGGCUCUGUCGGGGCGAAAUAACAAAGGAAUAACAACAAAAUAAAGACAAAAGAAAGCAAAGAACCAUGGGAUAUGUAAUACUCAUUUAUUUAUUUAUAAUGCUAGUAAAACACUAACGUUUCAACAAUUUUAAACUCCUGAGAUUCAACAAUUUGAUUGCAGUAUUUUUAGGCGAUAUGUAUGCAUUGCAACUAACGAGUCUAUGGUAUAGAAAAACUUGCAAUAAAUCUCAAUUCAAAUCUCAAAAAUA